Messenger RNA from Onthophagus taurus, 2767 nucleotides. RefSeq names its product transferrin-like. NCBI's taxonomy places the organism in Eukaryota, Metazoa, Arthropoda, Insecta, Coleoptera, Scarabaeidae. Gene Ontology annotation, biological process: iron ion transport. Gene Ontology annotation, cellular component: recycling endosome; plasma membrane; early endosome. The record is from RefSeq and is a predicted model, not a curated record.
GCUUUCAGUAAAACGCAAACAUGCGGCAUGUGUGGUGUAUCACCUGGUUUUUUUUAAUUUGUUGGUUAACAAAGACAUCGAAAGCAAACUAUACCCUUUGUAUAACAACUCAGGUUGAUAAUGAGACAAAAAGUGCUUGUGAUAGUGUUGGAAAAGAGCUAUGUAUUGUUGAAAAUAAUGGAAUAGAUUGUAUUAGAAAAAUUGAAAAGGGGGAAGUUAUAACUGUUGCACAUCCUGAUGAAGCCAUUUUAGUGAGUUCAUUUACAAACAAAACCUUUGUUGCGGGAUAUCUAAAAGAUUUAAACAGUGAAGAUGAUGUUGAUUUUACCAUGGUUGUAUUAAGUAACAAAAAGCUUAAUGGAUUUAAUGGAUUAAAAUAUUGUCAUCUAGGAAAUGAAGCUAAAUUGCCAACAUAUAUAACCACAAAAUUUGAAAAUUUUGUUUGGUCCAAGAACCCCAAGAAUUUGUGCCACAAUUCCGAUAAUUUUCUAGAAAAUUAUUUUUAUAACAUGAACGAAACGUUCGAAUCUUCUUGUAUUCCCGGAAGAUGGAGUAUUGAUGAUCAGUUAGACGCUGAUUUAAAAAUACGUUAUCCAAAACUACUUGAGUUGUGUCAUUUCUAUAAAAAUAAUACCAACGUAUUUGAACAAUCUUUAAAUUGCUUAAUGAAUGGAAAAGGAAAUGUUGCCCUUAGUACUUUGAAAGAGGUAAAAAUAUACGAAGAAAAAGGAUUACUUUCAAACAUGGAUUAUUAUUAUAUUUGCGAAAAUGGUAAUCAACAACCAUUAAACAUAUCGUGUAGCUGGUCUAAGUAUCCUUUUCGUCUUGUAUUAGCAAAUACAGAAAUUAUUGAUGAAUUAACAUUAGAUUUAAGAGAAUUUUUCCCUAAGGAAGUUUUUGGAAGAGCUUCUUUUAAUAUUGAGGAACAAUAUAAUAAAAAAGAAUUAUUAUCAAAGGCUUUAUUUAGCGAUUCUUUAAAUUUACAUUUAAUAGAUCAUAGCAUGAGUUUAAAAGAGUACAUAACAGAUCUGAUAUUAAAAAGAGAAAGUACUGAUUCUCUGUGUUAUAAAGGUGUGACGUGGUGUGUAUCAACUGAAGAUGAAAAAAAUGAAUGUAUUUUUAUACAAAAUUUGAUAAACACUUAUGGAAUGGAAUCGAGAAUUAAAGAUUGCCAACAAUUACGAAGUACUGAAGAAUGUAUCGAAAGUGUAAUGAAAAAUAACUCGGAUAUAACUUAUAUUAGUAGUGAUCAAUUGUAUAAUACCCGAAAAUAUACAAACAAAGUAAAAUUGGAUCCUAUUCUUUAUUCAAUAGACGAUCAUAACGAUUUAAUCCGAACAGUUUUAAUUGUAAACGAAAUGUUUAUUAAAGCUAAAAGUGAUCUUGAAAAUAAAACAGCUUGUUUUACAGGAAUUGGUUCUAUUGAUUGGUUAUCAUUUUCUUAUUUUAUAAAAGACGAAGUUAAAACCGAAUCAUGUAGCGCUUAUGAAAAUUUAAGAAGUUUUGUAUCGGAAUCUUGCAUGCCAGGUGUUAACUUGACUCAAGACGCAAUGAAUAAUAAGUUAUGUUCUUUGUGUCCAUCUAAUAAAAGUACUACAGCAACAUGUAAUUAUGAUUUUAUGGAGAAUGCGCAAACAGGAAAUAACGGCGCUUUAGAUUGUUUAAGAUACAAAAAUGCUGAGUACGCUGUUAUUAAAAUGCACGAUGACUUUCAACUACCUGAUGGCGCUAUGAUCAUGUGUAAAAAUGGAACUUUAUCCAAUUCAUCUGAAAUCGACGAUGAAUGUUUUUUAAGUAUUAGUCCAAGAGGAGCUUUUGUUGUAGCUGAAACUAAUAUUUUAAAAAAUGCUAUACAAAUGGCAUUCAUUGAAAUGAAAGCAUUUCACAGAAGUAAUUAUAAUCUAAUAGGAAACUCAAAAGGAUUUUAUCCUCAUAAUCCAAAUUUGGAUGCAGUGAAUGUUCCCACAUACAUUCAAACUCAUUCAGGAUUAAUUGAAAAUAUCGACUCUUGUAUAGGACGUGGCCGAUAUGAUUUAAACAAUAUACCUAAGGAUGUACAACCUGCAAACAGUAACAAAUUUUUAACAACGAUAUUUGUUAUGGCUGGAUUAGGAGCGAUAUGUGGAGCUGCUGUUUUUGGAUGGUUUAAAGUUAAAGAAGGAACUUUAGUCCCGAGUAACCCCGAAAAUAUCCCAGGAGAAAAUGCAGAAACAAAUAGGCAUUCACAUUCAGAUGAUGAAAUUGAAAUGGUCCCACUGAAAAUAGAAUGCGAAGAAGACGAAGAUAAGAAACCUACAAAUGCGAAAACGCCUUAAAUUAUUUUUUUUAAUAAAUUAAUAUUUAUUUUAGUUUUAAUGAUUUAAAUUAGUAUAAAUUCUAAAAUAAUUUAAGAAUCAGAACUGCAUACUUCAUCAUCAAAUCAUUGCAGAACUCUUAGAACCUCACCCGGAGCAUGCAAAACAAUAACCUUUAUUACAACCUCUCGUCCGUUUAAGGUUUACGUACGACCCCAGACUACUUCAACUCGUAAAUGUAAAUAAGAAGCAAAUGUGGGCGUGCUGGGAACAAGUCUUAUUAACCGUUUUCUCUUUGCUUGUUCGGUUCUUACGCGAGACGAUUACAAAUAGCGUUUAAGACGUUGAAGCAAGUGCAGCAACCAUUUUAUUUUUUAACCGGUUUUAAUUACGACAAAUUUAAAGCGAUCGGAUCCGUAAAUACCACCUUAAUGUGUUAUUUUUAUAAUAUACGAGUGUGUAAUAAAUUUAAU